AUGAUGAUUUUAAAUAUCAAUAAUAAUUAGACGAAAAAUUAUUUAAAAAAAUCAUUCUUAGAAAAAUAAUUGUCAGAAAUUAAUUAAAUUUUAAUAAUUUAUUAAUUGAAAAUAAGACUCUUAUAAGAACUUGAAAAUAGAGAUAACAGGUUCAGAAUUUAAAUUUAAACUAGAUAAGUUAAUUUAGGAAUUAGUUAAGAAAUAAUAAUUAAUUAAUGA
Messenger RNA from Paramecium pentaurelia, 219 nucleotides. NCBI's taxonomy places the organism in Eukaryota, Ciliophora, Oligohymenophorea, Peniculida, Parameciidae. The record is from the annotation of a GenBank genome assembly.